AAAUUAAUAUCACAGAGGCGCGAGAGCAUGGCUCCCAAAAUGAACGCCGAACUGGCAGCAGCCAGCUUGUCCACAGAGGAAAAAGAACGCCUUGACGAGGUGGCCGAUCUCCUACUCCGAAUCUACAAGACACUUGUUGACAUGCGCUAUGUACCUGCGGAAGCCGUAAUCGAGGGUCCCCAUACCCUAUCGGACGAGAUACUGCGCACCUACGAGGAAUGCGAACUCAGUCCCUGCAUCAUCUAUCUCUACAGCAUCUUACCUUACAUCGACCAAAUCGAGACUUAUGUACAAGACUUUUUCCAAGGAGGCACGUUUUUCAAUCCACUCAACAAAACACAUGUUACUCGAGGAAGAGAUCCACGUUAUCUGUCCCCCGAGGGCGGGUUUGAUGAGGAAAAUGGGAAAUACAUGUACCCAUGGUACACGCCACUGUCCGAAUGUGGCAAUCAUUACAAUUUCCUGGUGUAUGACGCUAAAAGACAUGUUAUCUGGAUCGUCGAUCAAAUCGAAGGUUCUACGACUGAUCCUGCCUUCCGCAAAUGGCACACUGAGGCCGACAGCGUCAAGGCGCAAAGCGAUUGGGGUGAGAGCGAGUCUAGCGAUGAUGAUUGGGUUGAUGAAUCCGACGAGGACGCGGGUGAAGCUGCUAUGAGCGAUGAUGACGAUGCAUCUUGCGGAAGUAGCGAGUUCUGGGAUGACAACGAUGAUCAGAUGGUAGACACUCAAGAAAUUGAAGGGAUGGUCGCGGAUCAAGAUGAAGAGAUGGACUACGAAGAAGGUUUUGAGCAAAUCGAGGAGCUGGAGGAAUGGGAGCGUAGCGAGGCUGCACUUGCGGAGUUGACCAACAAGAACAGUUUGGAUGCUGCGAGACACAGGCCCGCUCGUGAAGUGUUGGAGGAUAUCGAUCGCUGGUAUCAUGAACUGAAAGAAUUUCCGGGUCAAGGCGAGCAUUCCGCGAUGCUAGAGCCAAAGAUACUGAAACCUUUGUACCUGAAGUGCGGCUGGCCGGACAGAUUCGAUGGUGAUAACUUCGAGGUGGAAUACGCACGUGUAAAUGCCCAGCAUAACGCCCGAUAUGGUGCGGAAGAGCCCUUGAGGGAGGUUGAGUGUCUUGAAGGCUGGAUCAAAGGAUCCGAGCAUGACUUGAAGAGGUGUCACGAAGAUAUCGCCAAAGCGAAGACUAUAGACGACGAAUGGCUUGCCCGCAUAAAAAUUUGGGAGGCACAAGAAUCAAUUGAAAGGAAUGGGAAAGAACUGAAGGAGGCGAGAGAAACGGCGAGGAAGCUUUGUCCAGAGGGGGUCUGUCAGAAAGCUUCGGACUUGCCCCUGUGGGAACUGGAGCAACUGCGAGUGGUGACCCAGCACAAACGCGAGGCUGUAGAGUACAAUUCCACACCUAGUUCGACAUCAGUGAGCACUGAUGCGGAGCGAAGCGCAAAAGCGCAACACCGCCGAGCCUUGCGGGAGGUUGAAGUAUACAAGAAAGCUUUUCAGGCGUCGAAAGCUGAUGCACAGCGACUGUGUCCAGGCAGAACAUUUGAGGAGGCAACGGGUAUAAAAUCUCUUGGUCGACGGGACACCCUGACGCAGAUUGGAUCUGACAAAGAAAUUAUCGAGUACUAUGAGAGAAUCAUCCCAUCCAUGCGCAGUUUUGCCAGCACGAUACCUCAGGCGGCUAAACGUGCUGUCACGCAAAUAGAGAAAAAGAUCAGCGAUUGCGAAAAAAGCUUGCAAAGCACCAGAACUUCUCUGGAACGAAACGAGAAAUGGUUAGCCGAGAAAGGAAAUACAGACUAA
This is a messenger RNA of Periconia digitata, 1800 nucleotides long. The record is from the annotation of a GenBank genome assembly. NCBI's taxonomy places the organism in Eukaryota, Fungi, Ascomycota, Dothideomycetes, Pleosporales, Periconiaceae.